GUCCAAUACCGAGUCGCUGUAGCCCUUCAUAUACUCUUUCUUUACCUCUCUUCAAUCUUUUAUCUUCCAGUAGGAAAAGCACACAAGACAAGAUGGAUUAUAAAGAUGACCUUGAGAAACCCGGUGCGGGAGGUGCUCAGAUGCACCAGAUCAGGAUCACUUUGACUUCUACUCAAGUCAAGUCGUUGGAGAAAUUCUGUGGAGAUCUUAUCAAUCGUGCCAAAGAUCGUUCACUCAGAGUCAAAGGUCCCGUCAGACUCCCCACUAAGGUACUCAAGCACACUACUAGGAAAACUCCUUGUGGUGAAGGUUCUAAAACUUGGGAUCGAUACGAAAUGCGCAUCCACAAGCGUUUGAUCGAUUUGACUUCCAGUGCUGAGGUGGUCAAACAGAUUACUUCCAUUGCUCUUGAGCCUGGUGUCGAAGUCGAAGUUACCAUCGCUGCAUAAGCACUCUCGGUCUUUGCUCAUGCAUCAAUAUUUGCAUCAUC
Molecule: messenger RNA, 490 nt
Organism: Tremella mesenterica DSM 1558
Lineage: Eukaryota; Fungi; Basidiomycota; Tremellomycetes; Tremellales; Tremellaceae
Exons: 4
Coding region: 93-449 (118 amino acids)
Biological process (GO): translation
Cellular component (GO): cytosolic small ribosomal subunit; ribosome
Molecular function (GO): structural constituent of ribosome; RNA binding
Source: RefSeq, a predicted model, not a curated record